GGGGAAGUUGGUUAACCAGGAAGCAUUUAACUCCAUUCUUAUUAAUAUAGUUAAGGUCUGCAAAUGAAUCUGGAGAAGAAGGCUGAAAUGUAACAUUACCGAUUCCAACAGUAAAGCAUCAACUUCUUACUUAAGAAAAUGAGCAGAAGCAAGGCAAAGAGAGGUGGUGCCAAAAAAUCACUGCAACAAGUCUGUGACGAGAAUGAACCUGAAGAGUCCAGUCCUCCCAGGGCUGAGUGGACUGACAGAAACUCUAUCAGUGCACACACCUCAGUCUUGGAAGAUGAUCUUUUCAAAGAGUUUGACUCACUUCUCUCCCAACCUGCUCUUGCUGGUGUCCGUAAGUCAGACCAGAAGCUUCCAUCGUCACCUAAAAAAUUCCAACAUCCUGUCAUAUGUUUUUUGGAGAGAAGGCUUUUUCCAGUGUUGGUUCCCGGAUUGAAGGCUAUGUUGAAGGAAGCUGAGAAAAAGGGCUGUUUUAAGAGGAAAAGAACAGCAUUUAACCCAUUUGAUUUUCUGAUUCACUGGCUAUACAAUAAUAACCCCCAGAGGCAUGGACAGGGCCCAGUGAAGUUCCAUGGCAUUCCCUUCGUCAAAGAGUGGAUCAUGACACAUCCCAGGGGUCCCAUCCCUCUGUUUCUGCGGCUAAGUGAGAGUCAGGCUGCGCUGCGUAUUCAGGCUUUCUGGAGGGGAUACAGGAGCCGAGCUAGCCCAGAUAUGCUGGCACUGCGCCAGUGGCAAAAAGAACUGAGCGAGAACCAUGACGUUCCCACAACUGUGCAGGAGUUCUGGGCUUACCGAGAAGGCAGAAUAACAGAUCCUAGUAGCUCUGAUGGGUCCACCCACAAGGGUUCCUCAAUUACUGAGAGAUCCGGUGACCAUAGCUCGUCUUCCCAGAUGAACUCUGAGGAGGAGGAUUCACAGACCUCCAGCUCAGGCAGCGCAGACGAAGAAUCUGCCACAACACCAGUGGAUAAUUCCCCAGCUGCAGCUAAGCCUGAUGAUGACCCUCAGACGGAACAGUCUCCUUCAUAAUGUGGAACUGACAACCUGAGAUAGACUGCUGGUACAUUUAAUGAAAGUCUUCUCUGGCAUUAAACCCUGUUAGCUUGAUAUCAAAGUGAACAAAGCGAUCAGCGACACAAGCUCAUAAAAACAACUCUAACUACUCAAUCUGGGCUUUUAUGGUGUAUCAGUUUCCUUUUCACAGGUUGUGCCCAGUAAAUGAACACAAUGCAGGAUGAUUCAAGUAUUAUACUAUUAUAGAGAAACCUUAAUUAACUCUAUGGAAGUCAUAUUUCCUUGACAAGUCAUGGCACUUUUCGUAAGCAGAACACUACAAAGAAGGUUAUAGCAUUUCCAUUCAACCUUGGAGACAGAAUUUGCAACUACAAACAUAAUUUAAUGUUUGUGAAGAUGUUAUGGAAAAUCUGCAUGAAUUCACAGAUGAAAAAGUGUAUUCUGUCUGAAUUGGAACUUGUAAUGCCAAAAAAGCUGUAUGUAUUAGUUCAUUAUAUUACAUUAUGAUAAUUUAACAAUAAUGGUUAUUUUACAUUCCAUUAACUUGGUAAAAAAAUGAGUACCAGCAGGCUGUACACUCAGGGGUACAAUGCUGCCCUCCAGAGUUUGAAUUUGGUUCUGCCAUCUUGUUUUUCAAAACAUUAUCAUGCCAGCUGACUUUGUCAGAGUCACUAUUGUACUACACUGCUUGCUAAUUCCCUUUAACAUAAAGAUUUCAGGUCUGAUUUUCAGAGCUUGUGGAACACAGUGAUGUCCCCAUAUUGAAAUACAUGAAAUAUGGCUCCUGUUCACAUUUGAUCUAAUAAUAAUAAUAAAAGUGCCAUGACCUCUGAUCACAGGACCCUUAUCCCUGUUCUGUUAUUAGUGCCUGCUUGGCAAUGCAACUCAUGGGAAACAAGAAGAAAGCCAUAAUGUAUAAACUCAAUUCAAGUAGCCAUAAGAAAAUCCAUUCUGAAUUAAGAGGUCAUUUGUUUGGUAAUUUCACAUCUCAGGUGGAAUUCCCUACCACAGUUGCCAUGGCAACCCACAUUCAAAUUCUGAUGGAACUCACAUCUUCUCAUCCGUUUAAUCUCCUGAGUCAGCAGCAACAGACAACUGCAUUGGCCAGUGUGCACCCUGACACGCGCUAGACUGGAAAGAACCCAUCGCUGUUUGCGCCUUUAAUUCAGUUUGGACGUUUUGUUGUAGUGUUUGUUGCUCUUUUCAUAGACUGUGGGUUCUUUAAGGCCUUUGAUCCUGAUUUUCUGUUUUCUUGGUGUAUUGUCAGUGUGUUGUUUUACUUCUUUAGUUCUUCCUACUGUGUAGCUACAGUUUUUCUUCCUGUGUUUGCCAUGUUUUGCCUCUAUGGCAGGUAGUCAUUUAUGAUUUAAGGAGGUCCGCAUAGACACAAUUUCCUCAUGUACAGGUCUGCAGCAUCCUCAUGUUUAAAAUGCAUCAUAAUUUAGAUACAUUACCGUUAAUUUAUAUAUAUUGAAGUAGCAUUGUCAUAGUAUCUGCACUGUGUGAAGUCAAGGACUUAAAUCAAAUGAAGAAAGCUGUAAAUCAAUGCCAUUAUUAAUAUGAUUAUACAUUAUAAUAACUUGUUCAUUAUUAACAAGAUAAAACAAACUGCAUAUUGGCUGCAUGUAAAAAUCAACAAUAUAAGCCUUUUUUUAUGUGUGCAUAACUGAACAGACUUUUGUGGCGUCCCCAGAUCCACACAAUUGUGGUUACCUGUUCCUGUCCCUGAUUUUCCCCAGGCACUUUUGUUUUUUCUCUGUUUAACCUCAUAUUCUCCCAUCCUGCUUUGGUUUGUU
Messenger RNA from Solea solea (common sole), 2816 nucleotides. Its product is annotated as IQ domain-containing protein K-like. Bases 139 to 1035 code for a protein of 298 amino acids. The record is from RefSeq and is a predicted model, not a curated record. Gene Ontology annotation, molecular function: protein binding. NCBI's taxonomy places the organism in Eukaryota, Metazoa, Chordata, Actinopteri, Pleuronectiformes, Soleidae. The transcript has a single exon.